Messenger RNA from Theobroma umbraticum, 3764 nucleotides. Its product is annotated as receptor-like serine/threonine-protein kinase SD1-8. NCBI's taxonomy places the organism in Eukaryota, Viridiplantae, Streptophyta, Magnoliopsida, Malvales, Malvaceae. Gene Ontology annotation, biological process: recognition of pollen; protein phosphorylation. The record is from RefSeq and is a predicted model, not a curated record. Gene Ontology annotation, molecular function: protein serine/threonine kinase activity; ATP binding.
AGCAAUAAGCAAAUCAAGCCAGUCUUAUUAUCCAAGUAGCUCAAAAUGAAAUGGAAUUACCUGGAAAAGAGCUAACUGUUGACUCUGUCUACAAACAACUUUUUAUAGGAAUACCAACUAGUGUGAUUACAAUCAUAGUUAAUUAAAUAAAGAAAUUAAAUGAGGUUUUAAAUAAUGUGAAAAGCCCAUCAACCUCCCCUUUCUAAUUGGCUAAAGAAAAUAUCUCACCUGCACCAAGAAGUUUUAGUUUUUGCAAAGUUCCACAUCAAGAACAACAAACAAAAGAUUUGGAUUCUAAAUUAAAUAACAAGAAAGCAAAACUAGGAUUAACAAAGACCCCAAAAGAUUGUCUACUUAUGUUUGGUAAUUUGACUAAACUUGUCUUAGCAAAAUUUAUAUAAAAAGCACACAAGCUUGUCCUGUCCAAUGAAUGUAAAGCAAAGGAGAGGACAAUUUUCACGGGCGGCUUUGAUCAUGACGAAUAUUUUUAGAUGACUUGGAUUUUUCUUUUUAUUUUUGACUAAAUUGACAAUAAUUAGAAAUAAACAGCAAAAUCCAAGUAGAAUACCUACCGUCCAAGACUCAAAAAGCACUCUCAUCAGUUUGGUGGGAGGGUCCAGCUCUGUCCAAGAAGUGUCCCUUUCCGAGGGCCAUAUCGAAGCCCAGCAUCAUUCCCCGUGUGAAAACGUUCGUUUUCUUUGUGAAAUGUGAAAUGCCCAUUCCCAACAGCGAAUACCAGCGAACGGGGAGAGCCGUAGAGCACAUUCGUGUUCAUAAAUAUAAAAAGAUGGUUAGGUGAUCUUCCCGUUUUCAGUCUUUGACCUAGUGAAAGGCAUGUACGAGCCCAAACCAGGCGUAUUAUUUUUUCUAAGGUUACUGUUACUAUAACUUUUGGGAUGGCAAAUUCUAAGAAGAAACGAAUAAACCGAGGAGAAAAAAGGUAGCAAAGAGUCAAGCAUCCUCUCCUAUCAAACUAUACCAAAUGUCUUCAAAGUGAACAAACCAGCUACACCAGUUUGAGAGAGGAGCUCCUAGAGCCAGAGUGAGUGAAGAAUGGGAACUAUAAGAAAUCACCAUCUUUGUAGCUUCUUCUUGUUCUUCGCUUUCCUGGCUAUCUUCCCAACAAUUUCCUUCUCCAUUGACACCUUAACUGCUACUCAGUCUAUUAUAAAUAACCAAACUCUCGUCUCCCCAGGUGAUGUUUUCGAGUUUGGGUUCUUCACCCUGGAAAUUCCAGGUGAAUGGUACGUGGGGAUAUGGUACAAGAACAUUCCUGACAGAACAUACGUGUGGAUUGCCAACAGAGACAAGCCACUUGCAAACUCGUCAGGUAUUUUCAAGCUGGAGGAUCGAAACCUCGUUCUUCUUGACCAGGGACAGAAUCUUGUAUGGUCAUCAAACAUAACAAAGGGUGACAACCCUGUUGCACAGUUGUUAGACUCUGGAAAUUUGGUUCUAAGAGAAGCAAACAUUAACGAUGAGACCAACCAUUACCUCUGGCAGAGCUUUGAUUACCCUACAGAUACUUUAUUACCAGAUAUGAAGCUCGGAUGGGAUCUAAACGCAGGGUUUAACAGAUUCUUAACAGGUUGGAGAACUAGAGGAGACCCUUCAUCUGGGGAUUUCUCAUUCAAGCUAGAUUAUCAUGGAUUUCCAGAAAUAUUCUUGUGGAACAAGCAAAAGAUAGAAUACAGAAGCGGUCCAUGGAACGGUCUAAGGUUUAGCGGUGUUCCGGAAAUGAAACCUCUUGAUUAUAUCAGCUUCAACUUUGUCACCAACCAAGAUGAGGUAUACUAUUCAUUUUCUAUAACAAACAAGAACUUGUUUUCCAGGUUGAUAGUUACUCCAACUGGGACUCUUGAAAGAUUAACGUGGAUCCCUGAUACUGAACAAUGGAAUCCAUUUUGGUACGCACCAAAAGACCAGUGUGACAAUUACCGGGAGUGUGGUCAAUAUGGUAUAUGUGACAGCAACGCAUCUCCAGUUUGCAAAUGCCCAAAAGGGUUCAGUCCCAAGAAUCAGCAAGCAUGGAAUUUGAGGGAUGGGUCUGGUGGGUGUAUUCGGAAGACAGAUCUUGAUUGCACCAAGGACAAGUUCUUGCACCUGCCUAAUAUGAAGCUGCCAGAAAGUACUUCUUCAUUCGUGGACAAAAAUAAGACCCUAAAGGAUUGUGCAGCUUUGUGCUCCACGAAUUGUUCUUGCACUGCUUAUUCUAACUCCGACAUUCGAAAUGGAGGCACAGGUUGUGUUAUUUGGAUUGGUGACCUGAUUGAUAUGAGGCAAUAUACAGAUGGUGGUGGUCAAGAUCUCUAUGUUAGAUUGGCAGCUUCUGAUCUAGGAGAUGGUGGGAACACUACUGCUCUAAUCAUUGGCACUACGGUGGGUGCUGGUGCUUUGCUUUUAGGGCUGAUAGCCUAUGUGGUAUGGAAGAGGAAGGCAGUGCAAAACAAAGGAAAAAUAGGAAAGAAAGGUCCUCAUGAAAGAAGCCAAGAUUUUCUAUUGAAUGAGGUGGUUAUCUCAAGUAAGAAGGAGUACUCCGCUGAAAGGCAACCUGAUGAACUAGAAUUACCGUUGUUUGAUUUUGAUACCAUAGCAACAGCUACAGAUAACUUUUCUGAUGAAAAUAAACUUGGACAAGGUGGUUUUGGCUGCGUAUACAUGGGUAGGUUGGUUGAGGGUCAAGAAAUAGCAGUAAAAAGGCUCUCAAAGAACUCUGGGCAAGGGACUGAAGAAUUCAAGAAUGAGGUUAGAUUGAUUGCAAGGCUUCAGCAUAGGAAUCUUGUACGACUUCUUGGUUGCUGCAUUGAGAUGGAUGAGAAGAUGCUAGUCUAUGAGUACAUGGAACACAGGAGCCUGGAUUCCGUUUUAUUCAAUAAAGCAAGAAGCUACUUAUUAAAUUGGCAAAGGCGCUUCAACAUUAUUUGCGGUAUUGCUCGAGGACUUCUAUAUCUUCACCAGGAUUCCAGAUUUAGGAUCAUCCAUAGAGAUCUCAAAGCAAGCAACAUUUUGCUUGAUGGAGAAAUGAAUCCGAAAAUUUCAGAUUUUGGCAUGGCUAGAAUUUUCGGUGGUGAUCAAACAGAGGCAAAUACGAAGAGAGUAGUUGGAACCUAUGGCUAUAUGUCACCUGAAUAUGCAAUGGAUGGUCUCUUCUCAGCCAAAUCAGAUGUUUUUAGCUUUGGUGUUCUGGUGUUGGAGGUUGUAAGUGGCAAGAAGAACAGAGGAUUUUAUCAGUCAAACAGUGAACUCAACCUUCUUGGCCAUGCUUGGAGAUUGUGGAAAGAAGGGAAGGGAAUGGACUUAAUAGAUUCAGCAGUAGGUGACACCUAUAAUGCACAAGAAGUACUUAGGUGUAUACAGGUUGGCCUUUUGUGUGUGCAAGAGCGUGCAGAAGACAGGCCAACUAUGUCGACUGUGGUUUUGAUGUUGAAUAGUGAAACAGCAACAAUGCCCCAGCCUAAAACCCCUGGCUUUUGCCUAGGAAGAAGUACUCUUGAAACUGAUUCAUCUACCAGUAAGCAAGAUGAAUCAUGCACAGUGAACCAAGUCACAGUUACAAUGCUAGAUGCUAGGUAAUGGAAGGUCCUGCCUCAUCUAGGGUGUUUGUGUGUCUCAAAAAAAGUUCCCCUUGUACACUCUGUUGGAUUUUCAUGACAGCCUUAGCUGUAAUUUUUGUGGCAGUUUUGGGUAUUGAUGAAACUUUGGUGGUGUUAAACUUGUAAAUACAAUAUAUUCUUUUUAGUUUCAUAUUUUCAAGUCAACAAAAA